This is a messenger RNA of Penicillium argentinense, 1857 nucleotides long. It is a transcript of the gene tom70, whose product is annotated as putative mitochondrial outer membrane translocase receptor (TOM70). The transcript has 5 exons. The coding region runs from base 1 to 1857 and encodes 618 amino acids. Gene Ontology annotation, molecular function: protein-transporting ATPase activity; protein binding. Gene Ontology annotation, biological process: intracellular protein transport. NCBI's taxonomy places the organism in Eukaryota, Fungi, Ascomycota, Eurotiomycetes, Eurotiales, Aspergillaceae. Gene Ontology annotation, cellular component: mitochondrial outer membrane. The record is from RefSeq and is a predicted model, not a curated record.
AUGUCGAGCCCAUCGCCGCUACCCAUGCCCACGCCCACCCAGAACGUGGUGCUGGAUACCGCGAAGCUUCCCCCUGCUACUUCAUCAUCGGUCUGGGAUCGCGUGUCGAAGUGGGUGUCUGACAACAAGGCUCUGGUUUACACCAUUGCCGGUGUUGCCGUUGUCCAAGCCCUCUUCCUCCUCGUCUCCCCCAAGAAAAGCAAAAACCAGCGCCGGAAAGAAAAGAAGGCUGGGGAGGACAAGAAGACCAAGUCCGCUUCUGUUCAGGAUGAGUCUACCGCGAAGAAGGCUGAGGAGCCCGCCGAGGAGCUGCCCCAGGUUGAUGAAGCUACCGUGGGUCAGCUGUCUGAGGAGACCCGGAAAGACUACGCCGCGAAGCUGAAGGCCGCUGGCAACAAGGCCUAUGGUGCCAAGGACUACCACAAGGCCAUUGAUCUUUAUGGCCGAGCCAUCAUCUGCAAGCCCGACCCCGUCUUCUACUCGAACCGCGCGGCCUGCUACAAUGUGUUGCUGAACUGGGAGAAGGUGGUCGAGGACACUAGCGCCGCUCUGGCUAUGGACAGUGAAUACGUCAAGGCUCUGAACCGGAGGGCCAUUGCCUAUGAGCACCUUGGCAAGUACAGCGAGGCUCUCCUCGACUUUACCGCCAGCUGCAUCAUCGAUGCUUUCUCCAACGAUGUCAGCCGCAACUCCCUCGAGCGCCUGCUGAAGAAGGUUGCCGAGCAGAAGAGCAAGGCCAUCUUGGAUGCCCGCACUAAGAAGCUGCCGAGCGCUACCUUCGUCUCCAACUAUCUGCAGAGUUUCCGUCCCCAGUCUCUUCCCGAGGGUCUGGAGGAGUCGGUCGAGCUGAGCGACGACUCCGGCCAAGGCCUGCUCCGUAAGGGUCUGAUCUCUAUGGGCAAGAAGACCGGUGAGGGUUACGAGGAUGCUGCCGCUUCUUUCGAGAAGGCUCUCCAGGCUGGUGAGCUUGGUGACUUCGAGGCCCUCGCCCUCAACAUGCGCGCUACCUUCACCUACCUUGGCGGAAAUGCCACUGGUGCGCUGGAGGACUUGAACAAGAGUGUUGAGAUUCAGCCUUCCCUGGUCCAGAGCUACAUCAAACGUGCUAGCUUGCACCUUGAGCUCGGCAACAAGGACGCUGCUGCCGACGACUUCGAACUCGCCAUCACUCACAACAAGGACGACCCCGAUAUCUACUACCACCGCGCUCAGCUCCACUUCAUCCUGGGCGAGUUCGCUGAGGCUGCCAAGGACUACCAGAAAUCGAUCGACCUGGACCGCACCUUUAUCUUUUCUCACAUCCAGCUUGGUGUGACCCAGUACAAGAUGGGCUCCGUUGCCUCCGCCAUGGCGACCUUCCGUCGGUCCGUGAAGAACUUCGAGGAGGUUCCCGACGUCUACAACUACUACGGCGAGCUUCUGCUUGACCAGCAGAACUACGCCGAAGCGAUCGAGAAGUUUGACAAGGCCGUGGAGAUGGAGAAGCAGAGCAAGCCCAUGGGCAUCAACGUCCUGCCCUUGAUCAACAAGGCUCUGGCCCUGUUCCAGUGGAAGCACGACUUCCAGGAGGCCGAGAACCUGUGCCAGAAGGCCCUCAUCAUCGACCCCGAGUGUGAUAUCGCCGUCGGCACCAUGGCCCAGCUGCUCCUGCAACAGGGCAAGGUCUCUCAGGCCUUGAAGUACUUCGAGCGUGCUGCUGAGCUUGCCCGUACUGAAGCCGAGAUUGUUAAUGCCAUCUCAUACGCUGAGGCCACCCGCACCCAGCUGGAGGUCCAGGAGAAGUACCCGCAACUCGCCGCACGCCUGAACGCGAUGGGCGCGAUGGGCGCCGGUGGUGGUGCCCCUGCUGGCAUGUAA